UGUUAGCCACGGUCACACUGUCACUGUCUGCAAAAUAUUUUAAACAAAAAGUGCUUGUUAAUUAAGUAAUUUACCUAAUAUAAGUGUGUGUUUUGUCAAAUUUUGCGGCUGGCCAAACGACUGUGCAAGUGAUUUAAUCAUUAUUCGAUCUUUUGUGUGGCCUUCCGAGCGAGUUGCCUACUGCCAUCUCCCUCGCACCCCCGCUUUCGGCAUCGGGCCUUUUUUGUGUGCAUUUUUACACACACACACAUUUACGGAUAUCCAAGAAUUUACACAUUAUAUUUUUUGCGCUAAACCAAACCAAAAAAUAAGAAAAAUGUGCAAGUGCUGAUCAUUAAUAUCCGUGGAGCGGUGCCUUCCGCAAAGUUUGUUUUUUUUUUUCGGCAAAAAUGGAGGAGGAUAGCGCCGCUGCUGUCGCAGGAAAGUGCAGCGAAAUUAACCGAAAUAACAAUUUAUAGUAGUGUUUGUAGUCAUGCCAACAACAAAGGCAACAACAAUAAUAUUGGCAGUCAGCAAAGAACACGAAGAAGAAGCGGCAAUAACACAUAAAAAUUGCGAUACGCCAAUGGCGACCCCAACAAAAAUAACAACAACAACAAUAUCGGAAUCAACAACACCCGCAACAGCAACAACAACGGGCAGCCAAGAAUCUGCAGUUGGCAGCGCAACAACAACAACAAAAACAAUCGAGGCGUCGCAGCCAACGCUGCUGCCUCUGCUGGCCUCAGCAGCGGCAUGCCACAAGCCGUUGCUCUUCAGCCGCCGCUUCCAGGACAAACGGAACUUUAGCUCUCUGCCGCUCUUCGUCUACGCAACGUCGCCGUCAACGCACGCCCAUUCUGCCGACGGCGUGGGCGUGGCCCGGGAGGCAGCCGCAUUCAGCAAAAAGAAUGAAGGCUUUGAGCUACCCACAACGCAUGGCAUCAGCAAAACGGACGGAAGCUGCAUUAGCCACCACCACAGUCAGAGCAACGGAACCGGAAGUGGGAGCGUCAACGGACCUUUACGCACCUCUCACCUGGCCAGCGGGGCCAUGGAAUGCCUGCCGAUGAGCAGUGCCGCCCAUCAUCAUCCGCAUCUAAUGGCCAGCGGGACGGCGGUAGGUACUGUCUCCGCCGCCUCGCCUACGGCCACCGUGGUGGUGGGGGCCACGUAUCCCCAUCACCUGCACCACCACCACCUGAGCCACCAUACGCCGUAUAGCAACAGCUACGGGAGCCAUCACAUCCACAGCGAGCAGACCAAGUCGCUACAGGAGCUGCAGCAUGAGGUGGGCGCCCUGCUGGAGUUCCGGGAUCUGGUCAUUGAAACGUUUCCCGAUCUCAAGCACAAAAUGGCCUCGAUGUCUGCCACACCCUCGACGCCCACCUCCUCGGUGGGGGCCAUGGGUGGCAGUCACUCGGUGGGUGGCGGCAGCUCCUCAUUAGCCACCAGCAGACGCGAAUGGGAGCCUGGCAUACGCAUGAAACGCAAACUAUCGCACAAGGAACCGUCCACGUCGUCAGCGUCGUCGGGAGCUGCCGCCUCCUCUGGAGCGGAGGCGUCCUCCUCGUCGCUGACACGCAGCCGCAGCAAUUCGCACAGCGGCAAGAAAGAGCCAAAGAGCGGAGAGAAUAACAACGGCAGUGUUGUCCAAGACUCCGGAUUCUCAACGGAGACCAGUUCCUCCAAGGAGGGCCACAGUGCCUCCUCCACCAACGGUGCUAUGACGGUGGCCAUAGCAGCGAAUCGCCUGAGCUGUGCCGAAUCGGACGAUGAGUUGCUCAACCUGCUGGACGUCAUACAUCGCAAGUCGAAUCGCUUACGCGACGAGGUGGAGCAGCUGCAGAGCUAUGAGCGCCAGCAGGGUGAUGCCCAGAAGGUAGGAGGCGAGGGCAACAAGGGCCCCGGCAAGGAUGGGAUGACGCCGCAACAAUUCCGUGAGCAGGUGGAGCGACUGAAUCGUGAGGAUAUCAAGCAGCUGCGCAAGGAGCGCGAUCGACUGCUGGACAAAUUGGCCGAAAUGGAGGCGGAGACGCUAACAGGACGCAUCAAGGCGGCCAAGAUGAGCGACCAGGUGGAGGAGCUGAUAGGUGUGAAAAAGGAUCUCGAGGACCAGCUAAAGCUGGCAAUGGCACAGAAGCUGGAGCUGAGCUCACGGGUGCAGCAAUUGCAGCAGAUGCAACAGCAGCAAAGCAAGAGCUCUUCCAGUGGCAGCCAGUCGGAGUACUCCAGUCAACGCAACUUUCUAUCCUCAGCCAACACGGUGCUCUCCAAUGGCGGCCAAAGUCGCCAAGGCAGCAGCAACAACACAUUCCAGCCGGUCGUCGUCUUCGAUCAGCCAGCGCAGGAAGCAUUCCAUCAAAGCUCAGGCAGUGAUAUAACAUCCAGAAAGCAGCAGCAGAAGCAGCAGCAGCAACAGCAGCAGCAGCAGCCCUUGGGUCGCCUUGAUGGCAUUGUCAGCACGCCGGGUGCGCGUAAUGCCAAGUGCCGGCUGACCGAUUCCAAGCGAUUCGGGGCCAUUCUCCUAGAGACGAACGUACUGGAGCUGCAGCGUCACCUCCUCACCCUCACCGUUCAGAACCAAGUGCUGGCCCAGAAGCUGGACACGUCCAGCAAGUCCAAGACGCUGCUGGCCAAGCGGCUGGACAAGAGCAGCGAGGAGUUUGAGCAUAUGCGGUACCAGCUUGAGGAGAAGAGCAUCGAGCUGGAGGGCACCAAGGCGCAGCUUCGGCUGGUGGAGUCCCGCCUGCAGGCAAACACCAGCAGCACCACCAACUCGUAUCUGCACUCGUCGCAGCACGACUACGAGACCAAUCGCUCCUCGGCCUCCACCACGCUGAUGUUGAGUCGUCGUGGAGUCUCAGACUCCGUGGACUCCGCCUCGACGGCCAUGCCCGCCCCGCCAGUCACUCAAAUUAGUACGCCCAGCAUGAAGGCUAUGGUGCCGCUGGCCAUGGAUGAACUACAGCAGCACAGUAGCAGUACGGAGUCGGCGCACGAGCACGAGAAUCAGGCGCAUCGGACACCCAACGGUACGCCGAACAAGACGAUUAUCAAUGCGAGUCCCUGCCUCCCUAUGGGCAGCAGUACGCCCAGCAGUACCAUAGCCGCACGGGUGAUGAGCACCAGUGUGGGCGGCGUGAGUCCGUUUGAGGGGACGACGACUCCGCCAUCACGGCAAAGCGCAUUCCGCAAGUUCGGGAGCGCCAGUAAGCCCAGCAAGAUUCCGCUGCCGGGCAGCAAGGCGGCAGCAUAUUUCGUGGGCAAACCCCCUACGGGAAGACCUUCCACGGCGGGACGGUCGCCACCAUCCACCACCAGCACCUCAUAUGGCAGCAAGUCCUCGUUAAGCAGGAGCACUGGGAACCUGCAGAGCUUACGGAGAGCGGAUACGUCCGCAUCCAAUCAUUCGCUGAGCACGAACACGAGUCGCACUAGCUCGACAUCGUCGUCAAUACCGCUGGCCACUACACCCUACUCAUCCGGAUCGACUGGCAACCGCAGCCAGCCGACAAUCGCAACGACUCCGUCCCCACGUGUCCUCCAGAAUUCGCCGCUGCCCAAGCUGAAGCGGGAUACGAUCAGCUCGAGGGUGCGGCAUCUGGACUCCCUGUCACGUGCCCAGCAGUCGCCGGAGGGAAUGAAGGGCGCCCUCUCCGUCAACAACUCCACCUCCUCCGGUUCCAUUGCCGCCCAGCUAAGUUCGACGCUGCGCAAGGAUCUCCAGCUAAGCGGUAAUGGUACGGGAGCACCGUAUCACCACCGACGCACUGCACACUCGCCGGCGGCGUCGAACUCCGGCAGCGGUGUGUCCCGACGGUAUAGUAGUGCCUCGACGGGGGGUUCCGGUGGCCGAACGUUCGGUCGGGAUCAGGGCGACAUCAUGGCCACCACGCCCACUUCCAGCUAUGGCGGCGGCGACAGUGAUAGUGGCAAGAAUUUGGAAAUGCCAAAUUUCCGUCUCAAUAACCAAGGCUGGCAACUGUGGCAAACGAGCAGCAUCAGUCAAAACCAGCAGCAGCAGCAGCAGCAGGGAUUCCUGUCCUAUGUGUCCGAGGAGACGGUCUACGAUUCGUACUACACGGAGUACACAGCGCCCAAUUCCAUGGAGUGUGGCGGUGACAAUCUCCUGGUCACCUUCGACUAUGGCUACAGUGACUCCAUCACCGAGGCGAGAGCUGAUCCUGUGGCCCGGAAUGAUCGCAGGGGCGAAGGCGCUGCUCCAAGAGGCGAUGUGGUCGAAGGAGACGAUGAGGUGGCCAUUUGGUUUGGCACUCCGCCCAAGGAUAAGAGGGAUGCCAAUCUAUUUGAGGUGCAUCAUGUGCAGCACAAGCUGCUGGAUGAUAGCCUCCAGUCUCUGAUCUCCUACGAUGUGGAUGAUUUCGAGGAGCCGGAGGAGGAUGGGGAUGAGGAUAGGGACGAGGAGAUCUUCUACGAUAGCAUUGAUUGUGUGGGAUGAUUAAAGGGGGUCGUGAGCAUAUCCCAACUAGUCUUGGUUUUCUUUGCCUUCUUUCAAGCGUUUUGUUUUUAUAAUUAUCGAAAGGCAACUGAGGAGGAGCAUAUGUGUAUGUAGCUGUAGUAUAUAGUAUCCCGUAUAUAGUGUAUCUUGUAUCUUGUUCUAAAUGUAUUAUUUCGGGCCUGCAAUGAACGGAUUGUAAUGGAAAUGAAUUGUGACUGAAUUUUGAAGAUUGUAGGUAGUGAUUGCUUGUUUUUCCCCCGUUAACCAUUCAGGGCUUUAGUCUAUACGAUGAUGGUUUCUUCGACUAUAUUUAUUAUUACCCUAUCAUGUAUCUAUAGUUUAGAGUAUAUCGAGUUGAAUGUGUAUGUACGUCUUUGUAAGAGUCUUAAGUUAGUUAUCCUGCACUAUUGCCUAUAUUUACUCAAACGCUACGAUACACUCUAGGCCAGCUAAGUAGUUUAGUUGUUAAUCAAAUUUAGUUAACACAUCGCAUCUAAUGUAUGUAUGUACAGUUCUGAAAUACCUACUACUUGUGUAUGUACGUAUUCUACUUAAGUCAGAAGAAAAAGCAAAUCUAAUAAGGUCUAUCUAUAUCAUGUUAUCACGAAACUGCGUUUACUACAUUUAUAAAUCCAAACAGACACGGGAGCGAUGAUGGAGACCAUCAAUUAUGAUUCAUAUUAAAGCUAAUAUUAUAAUAUAUAUAUAUUCAAAAGGCAGCAAAUGUAGACAUGUAUCCAUCUAAACAGCAAAUGUAAUUGAUAAACACAUAUAAAAGAAAACAGAAAAAAAACUAAA
Drosophila serrata is the source of this 5239-nucleotide messenger RNA. RefSeq names its product javelin-like (gene jvl). NCBI's taxonomy places the organism in Eukaryota, Metazoa, Arthropoda, Insecta, Diptera, Drosophilidae. The record is from RefSeq and is a predicted model, not a curated record.